AUGGCGAAUUACGAUAUUUCAAAUUUAGCUACAGAAACGACGGCUCAAACUACUGAAACAACGGGUCCAUUGACGACGAAAGAAACGACUGUCGAGGCUCCAACUACUGCUUCUCCACCUACUGAAGCUCCGACAACUGUUACAACCAAGGAAAUCGAAACAUCAAGUCCAGUGUCAACGACAGAAACAGAGACAACAGUUGUUCCUCCAACUACAGAAACGACGGCUCAAACUACUGAAACAACGGGUCCAUUGACGACGAAAGAAACGACUGUCGAGGCUCCAACUACUGCUUCUCCACCUACUGAAGCUCCGACAACUGUUACAACCAAGGAAAUCGAAACAUCAAGUCCAGUGUCAACGACAGAAACAGAGACAACAGUUGUUCCUCCAACUACAGAAACGACAGCUCAAACUACUGAAACCACUGGUCCAAUGACGACGCAAGAAACGACUGUCGAGGCUCCAACUACAGAAACGACGGCUCAAACUACUGAAACCACGGGUCCAUUGACGACGAAAGAAACGACUGUCGAGGCUCCAACUACUGCUUCUCCAACUACUGAAGCUCCGACAACUGUUACAACCAAGGAAAUCGAAACAUCAAGUCCAGUGUCAACGACAGAAACAGAGACAACAGUUGUUCCUCCAACUACAGAAACGACGGCUCAAACUACUGAAACCACUGGUCCAUUGACGACGAAAGAAACGACUGUCGAUGCUCCAACUACUGCUUCUCCACCUACUGAAGCUCCGACAACUGUUACAACCAAGGAAAUCGAAACAUCAAGUCCAGUGUCAACGACAGAAACAGAGACAACAGUUGUUCCUCCAACUACAGAAACAACAGCUCAAACUACUGAAACCACUGGUCCAAUGACGACGCAAGAAACGACUGUCGAGGCUCCAACUACUGCUUCUCCACCUACUGAAGCUCCGACAACUGUUACAACCAAGGUAAUCGAAACAUCAGGUCCAGUGUCAACGACAGAAACAGAGACAACAGUUGUUCCUCCAAGUCAGCAUAUUUGA
Helobdella robusta is the source of this 1032-nucleotide messenger RNA. RefSeq lists its product as hypothetical. The coding region runs from base 1 to 1032 and encodes 343 amino acids. Lineage: Eukaryota; Metazoa; Annelida; Clitellata; Rhynchobdellida; Glossiphoniidae. The transcript is spliced from 12 exons. The record is from RefSeq and is a predicted model, not a curated record.